AAUAACUUAGUAUGUAAAACGACGUUAAUAACAAGCUCGUUUUUUCUGCAGUUUAUCAUUAAAAAGUUGAUCAGUUGAAAAUAGAGCUUGCAUUCAGAUUACAAAAAAAUGGUUCAGUUUCCCGCGACCAAAAUUUGUUCAAUUUUACUGCGGAAGCUGAAGUUAAAAAAAAAUGUGUUAUUGCUUUCAGUUAUUCUAGUCCAUCUGCUACCUGCUUGCUACCUCCUCCACGUAUUCCGGAGAAGGACAGUAGCUGAAAGAGUGGAAGACGUCCAGUUUGCCAUCCGGAAAUCUUCGCUUCUGGAAUAUCUGGAAAGUACGAAAGUGCAGUUGCCGCAAGAGGGCGACAAAAUCCUGUGGCUGCAUAUUCCCAGGACAACGGCGGAUUCCACUCAGACUACCUUGAUCGGAGAUGAAAAUGAUCGGCUGAUCGACUACAGCACAUGGGAGUCAAAAGUGUAUGCGCCCUUCAAUCCUAGUCUUUAUCUGCAGCUCCAACUUGGGAAAUCAUCUCACAAAAAUUGCUCUGUAAAAUCAGUGGUGUGCGAUUGGAAGGAAGGGUGGGUGCGGGUGGUGAAAGGCUUCUUCGGUUUCCAACUCAUAGAACAAUACCUGGAACAGUUCGACCCACAGAAGACUUCUACCAAAGUGUUCACCAUUAUUAGACACCCCUGUGAGCGAAUAGGAAGUCUGUUCAAGUUCCUCACCAAUGACGGGGACUACUCGCUUAAAACGUGCAACAGACUUGCUACAUUCGGGCUGCCAACUGAUUGUAAUAUUACUCUGACGAAGUUCUUAUCCGCCAAAGACCACAGACUCCGAAUGCUGACGAGGAACUACAUGACGUGGCAACUGGCUUCUGCAGUUAACUUAAAGGGCUCUUUUUCACAAAAAAUCCUCUCGAGUUUAAAUUUUAUUAUGUAGUUUUGUGAAAGCUGG
Symsagittifera roscoffensis is the source of this 939-nucleotide messenger RNA. RefSeq lists its product as uncharacterized. Lineage: Eukaryota; Metazoa; Xenacoelomorpha; Acoela; Convolutidae. The transcript has 4 exons. Bases 109 to 924 code for a protein of 271 amino acids. The record is from RefSeq and is a predicted model, not a curated record.